Molecule: messenger RNA, 3164 nt
Organism: Galleria mellonella (greater wax moth)
Lineage: Eukaryota; Metazoa; Arthropoda; Insecta; Lepidoptera; Pyralidae
Exons: 2
Coding region: 469-2907 (812 amino acids)
Source: RefSeq, a predicted model, not a curated record
AGGAAUUGUCAGUGAUGGAAAUUGGCAACCCCAUUACUAGCAAUAAACCCUAUUAGGUCGACCUACUCGCGGUUUCCCCUGGAAACCACGCCGAUUAAUUUAUUGUUGAAUUUGUCACAAUAGGCUAACUGAUCUGCUUCAUCCUCACAUAUCAUCCCUCACUGGAGUCUCGUCAGUGUACACCAUUAGCGGAGGAGGGGUUACCAUUCCAUUAUCAUCAAUUAAAAAAACAGCAUGUACUUAAAGUAUUUGAUGUUUCUGAACUAAAUGACGCACUAACGGAAAAUGUGACAUUUGAUUUGAUUUUGAAAAUCGAAAGCUUUGUGGUGCAGUGGAUUGUCGUUUAUAUUAUUUCUUGCGCUGUUUCUUUUUAAAAAUAUGGUGUGAUUUGGAAAUAUUCACUUGUAAUUUGUGAGACUGGAAGAAUUUUUUUAUAAUGUAUAAAAGUGCAAAAUAGAAAUAUUAAAAAUGUCUACAAUAGUAAUGCAACGAGAUCUUGUUGUGACUCUGAAAAAGGAGACUUGUUUGAAUGUAGGCAUAUUGAGCAAGUUGCAGCUAAUGCCGACGGAUUUAUCGAGACUUAUAUUCAAGGAAAAUGCUCUAGAAAAACCUACACAGAAUUUGUUUAAUCAUUUAACUUAUUAUCUAGUAUCCAUUAUAGACUCCAAAGUGAGUGUUGCAUUUUCAUGGCCUUUGUACGAUUCGAAGACCGAAAGAACCUAUAGAAAUCAAUUAUCAGUUUUCAUAAACGAUUAUAGCAGUAAAGGACUGCUUUCUCCAGUGAUGUCAUCUUAUUUGGUAAAUCCUGGGUGUUUUAAAGUAACUAUACUUAUAUUUCAAUUAUCUCAAUUAGCUGUACAGCGUGUCUUGUUAAAUAAAAUGAACAGAAACCGCCAAAAAGAACUCUAUGAUAAAAUGACAGAGAAAUAUAAGAGAAGCAACAAAGGAUUCUUGGAGAAUAUUGAAGUAGAAACUGAGACAAUGUUGAGCAAGUUUUCAAAUUAUUUACUCAAAAGGAAGGCUAUGGAAGAAAUUGCUGGGAUAUUUAGGAAAAAAAUUACUGAAAUGGAGACAAAACUUCUUUUAUUGAAUGUUCAGCAAUAUAUUGAUGAUUUAGUAGACAAGUAUGUUGAGAAUCAUCCAUUAGAUGAAUGUAUGAAAACUGAAAUAUUAAAAAUUAAAAAUAUUCACACACAUUCUAAAUACUUUGAUUUGUGGUUAGAUGAAGUUGAUGAAAUAAUGAACAAAUUAGAAACAAAAUGGGUCAAUAAAAUUUUACCAUUAUUAGAAAUAUCUGAGCGGGCUAGAUGUAAUACAGAGGCAUUGAUUGCAAGGCAUACUGGUGAGGCUGAUAAAAACUCUUAUAUGAUUGAAUACACAAGCAGCAAUGAAAUCAACACUAUAGAAUUACAAGAUCAGGUGAACAGUGAACAAAAAUACAUACUAAAAAACAUAGUGAAAAAUGAUAGACUGAAUUUCCCCAACUUGAUUCGUGGUUUUCUUAUAUCCAUAUAUUUCAUGCUAAAAAAUACUGAAAUUGGUGACGAGAUAUAUAAAUUCAAUGAGUAUUUAGAAGAUGGAAGUAGAAACUUCAGUGAGAUUGUUUCAGCUAUGAAAGUACUUUUAGAGAGAGUGAUGAACGCUGAAGCAAGAUUAGAGUCAUCCUCUGUGCUCUUUAGUCCAUCUUUUUCAAUGAAGGAUGUCUCCGAAAUACCACCACUCCCUGAUUUGUCUGAUUUGAAAGCAAAUAAAGAUCUUCAUUGUCAAAUAAUAUUUGAUACACUAACACCAUUCAGUAUAUCUAAACACCAAUUCAACUUACAUAGAAAAAACUUCAACUCAUUUGCUAGACCCCAAACAAAAUCAUUGCUUUCAGGACCAUUCCAUCAACUUCCCCGAGAUGACUUUUUGAAAAGCUUGAUAUCUUGUCGGGUAAGCUCAUAUGAUCGGCUCAACAGUAAUUUCCAUAAUAUGUCUGUUAUAUCACAGAAUUAUAGAGGCAAUGAGACAAUAGCUGAAUGCUCAUCAGGCUUUACAAAACAACAAAUUGCAAGGCUGUUGUCAACAAAGAAGUCUAGUAGUACGAAAAAAUUCAAGUGUAGUGUACAAAGGCCCAACAUUAAUAUAAAAAAAGGAGCAUUAUUCAAUGAAUCAAAUGUUUCUAAUGAAAAUGGGUUAUAUCGUAGUUAUUCAUCUCCUAAUCUCUUUGAAAAUAGAGAGAAAAAAUCACAUUCAAAACUUGGUAAACGUAAACUAUCUAUCAUGCAAGAAGAUAUGCCAUCACUUUUAGAGGUGUCUGGUAUAGCUAUGUUAGAAAGUGACAACAGUUAUGGCACACCUGACGGAAACAAUAUUAAUAAUAAGGAAAAGAGUGUCACACAUUUACCUGCUAUAUCAAUAUCACCUGCACCAGAGGCAAAAGUAAACAAUAUUUUAAGAGAAAAUAAGAUAGAUUUUAAUGGGGAAUUAACAGAAAAUAGUGUCCAAACAGUAUUAAUAGAAGAUCAGAGAAAGAGUAUUGAACUGAAAGAGGAAUCAAAGUCUGAAACCCCUAAAACUGAUUCACAACUAAUAAGAAGAACUAGUUCCUUGGAAAAGAUAAUAAAUAGGUUUAAGAAAGUUCGAGCUAAUGUAGUAUCAGACACAAGUAAGAGUGAUGAGUUCAAAACUAUAGUUGAGGAGAAAGAAAACUUCAACUCUGUGAAUGUAGAUGUAUUUACAGCAAAUAGGAUUUUAUUGCCUGACCUACUAAGUCCAAGUUGUAGUAUAGUAAAAAAAUCUACAGAGUUUGUGGAUACGUCAUCUUUCGAUAUUGAUGAAAAAGAAUGUAGAAGGCCACGAGAAAGUCUCGGUAUGGCGUUAGGUGUUGAUAAAACAUUUUUAGACCAGUUUGAUUUGAUAGACUAAUAAAUGUCUAUUUGCUAUAACGCCUUAACAUUGUAAAAUCAUUAUUUUGGAUUGUACUAAUAUCAAAAUGUAUUGAAGUUCGUUACUACAAGAGCUUUAAGUAUUUAUUGUAUAAAUGUUAACAUACCUAGAAUAGUAUAGUAUGUAAAGAAAAAAAAUGUAAAAUUUUUAGACUAUUUUUCUUUCUUCUAGUUCUUAUGGAUCAAAAUCAUAAUUAUAUUUUUUUCUAUAAAAAAAAAAGUAUUGAGAUAUUAUAA